AUGGUGUGUACUUUGACUCCAAUAACAUCCGUCAUCGUUGUGUGCAAUACUAACAGUCGACUUGCCGCACUUAAUCGCGUCUUGGAUACCAUCAGCGAGUUUGUCGAUUAUUCUGUUUAUUGGUCUCUCUCUACUGCUUGUGGUUUCAAUGACCUUAAAGGAGCACUUCGUUUAGCACAGAGGGUCAUGCUUCACGAGGUUAUUGAGGCCGAGAAAGCCGAGCAAAUUGUAUCUAAUAAUGUCAGUACGAAUGAUCAGCCUCAAGACAAAAUAUCUGCGUCUCACAUCAUGAACGCGACUUUCAUUCUCCUUAAACGAGACGACCCUUUUUAUUGUCAGCGAAAGUUUACACUUGCAAUGGCAAAUGCAGCAGCUCGAGGUGACUUGCAAGUAGUAAAGUGGCUUGUCCAGCAGUUUCCAGGAUGCUACGUGACACUCGCAGUUGAAGAAGCAUCCAAGAACGGACAUUUAAACGUACUAAAGUGGCUCUAUCGACCUAACUUUGAAGAAAGGAGUAGUGAGGAAUCAAAACAACUUGACGUUUUUUGGGGUUCGAGAGAGCUCUUUUACGCUGGCCAGAAUGGACAUUUGCAAGUCGUCGAAUGGCUGCAGGAGCAUACAAAUCCUACUCCAACGCAUAUGUUUUUCGUGACACUUGAAGAGGCAGCAAAGAAUGGCGAUCUUGCCAUGGUAAAAUGGCUUUGUCAAGUACGUGGCGAGGAAUCUUCUUAUGCUUCCGUACUGGCAGCUAGCGAAGGACACUUGGAGGUGCUCCAAUGGUUUCGAGACAAUGUACCUAACCAUACAGCAUCAGCUUCAAUGGAUGAUGCUGCGGCAAAUGGCCACCUGCAUGUGCUUAGAUGGUUACAAGCUAAUGGGGGAUAUGCAACCACAGCUGCAAUGAAUAUGGCAGCGGGCAAUGGACACUUUGCUAUUGUUAAAUGGCUACAUCAAACUCGAAAAGAGGGAUGCACGACGGCUGCAAUGGAUCUCGCUGCUGCCAAUGGGCAUCUUGAAAUCGUACAAUGGUUGAAUGGUGUUCGACGAGAAGGAUGUACGAAGGCUGCAAUUGAUGGAGCUGCAGCGAAUGGCCACCUUUCAGUCGUACAGUUGCUUCAUCAAAGUCGGAAAGAGGGAUGUACUUCACGAGCUAUGGACGGUGCAGCCGCAAACGGCUAUCUCUCCGUAGUACAGUGGUUACAUCAACACCGAGAAGAGGGAUGUACUACAGCAGCAAUGGAUGGGGCAGCACGCGGAAACCAUCUGACGACCGUAGAAUGGCUACACAAGAAUCGUGAAGAGGGCUGUACACUCGCGGCUAUGAAUUUUUCAGCUCGCAACGGCCACUUGGAGGUGAUACAGUGGCUUCAUCACAAUCGGGAAGAAGGAUGUACCUCUGAUGCGAUGGAUGAAGCUGCUGCCCAUGGUCAUUUGCACGUCGUACAGUGGCUACAUUAUAAUCGUUCAGAAGGUUGUACUCUUGACGCGAUGGACAAAGCAGCACGUGCAGGACAUCUUCAUGUUGUGCAGUGGCUACACGAGAAUCGAAUUGAAGGCUGCACGAAGAAUGCGAUGGAUCAAGCUGCAGCAAGUGGUCAUCUGAAGGUUGUCCAAUGGCUUCACGUGAAUCGACUUGAGGGUUGCACGAGUGCUGCGAUGGACGGAGCUGCUGCGGGUGGACACUUUGAAAUAUUAUUAUUUCUACACAGUAUGCGCUCGGAGGGAUGUACAUCAAAAGCAUUUGUAAAUGCCACGACAGCAGAUGAGCUGGAGAUUCUGCAGUGGCUAUUUAAGCAUCAUAGUCACGAGUUUGGAAGAGAUCCACUUCAAUUGUACGCUUUCGACAAGUUUUAUACCCUUCGAUGGCUGAAACAGAGACCAAGAUAG
This is a messenger RNA of Plasmopara halstedii, 1887 nucleotides long. RefSeq names its product FOG: Ankyrin repeat. Gene Ontology annotation, molecular function: protein binding. The record is from RefSeq and is a predicted model, not a curated record. The coding region runs from base 1 to 1887 and encodes 628 amino acids. Lineage: Eukaryota; Oomycota; Peronosporomycetes; Peronosporales; Peronosporaceae. The transcript has a single exon.